Molecule: messenger RNA, 2564 nt
Organism: Gryllus bimaculatus (two-spotted cricket)
Lineage: Eukaryota; Metazoa; Arthropoda; Insecta; Orthoptera; Gryllidae
Source: the annotation of a GenBank genome assembly
AGAGCGCGCUACCACAAUGGUUUCCACCACGUUAUUUGGGAGUUAAAAUCAGUUAUAAUGCCCUGGCCCUGGACACAGUUAUCACUUUAACAUCAUUUUACGUUGCGUUUGUUCUGUGGUGGUUUGUGAAUAGACGUUGAUUGUUAUUGACAAUGGACAAUAUUGAAUUGUUGGCAGAAAGCAUUAUUGAAUUAGAAGAUAUAAAGCAAGAACAAGAGGAAUCUGUUACAAUGACUGUUUGGAAUUCCACGGAACUCAAGACCAACACUUUAAAGAGUGAAGUUAAAGAAGAUGAUGAUGAUGAUGAUGAUGAGGUGCUGGAGCCCCCAGUCGCAAUAUUUCUUGAGGAAGUGGCUCAUGAAGAAGAGGAAUUGGUAGAUGUAGAUGACGAAGGGGAGCUCUUGUUGUAUGAGCAGGAUCUCCACGUUGGAUCGGAAAGGAAGGACAGAAACUGUGGGUCUCUAGGAGGAGUGCCUGCUUCGUUGAACUCUCCCACUACCCAAAGUGCCUGCAACUGCACAAGCGAUGGCAAGGCUGUAAACCAAACACUGAUGAAGCUGGGAGCAAAGCUACUUGAGCAUCGUCCAUGCAAGAAGUGUUCCACAUCACAGAACUUGAAUAUCCCUACACAAAAGCACAGCAGUGGUGUGUUUGAGUGCUCUGAAUGCCAGGAGAGCUUUGCAAAAAGUGAUUGUUUAGCAGCCCACAAGUGGAUCCACUGGUGGGGAAAAACCCAUAAUUGCCCACUGUGUCAGAUGAGUUUCAAACGUUCACAAAAUUUUGUUUUGCACAUGCGGGAGCACUCUGGGGAAGAACCUUACAAGUGUUUGAUCUGUGAGAAGACUUUCAGAGGAAGAGGACCUCUGGUUUUGCACAUGCGCACUCACACAGAGGAAAAAUCACAUUUUUGUUUUGUUUGUAAGGAGAGCUUCGAAAGAAGAGAUGAUUUUGAUAGGCAUGUGCAAGUUCAUGCACAAGACACAUCCCAAAGUCACUAUUUGCGCCCAAUCUAUCCUAAAAGUGUGUUUGAACCUACAAAGAUUUUGGUUACACUCACACCAACUCACCCAGAAGAAACCUAUCAUUGCUCAGUUUGCCAAAAGAGCUUCAAAAGAAGGGAACAACUUGUUAACCACAUGCUGCUUCACUCUGGGAGCAGACGACAUCCUUGUUCAGUGUGCAAGAUGAGAUUCACAAGAAGAGAACAUCUUGAUAGGCAUAUGAGGGUUCACACUGGAGAAAGACCUCAUUGUUGUUCCAUCUGCCAGAAAAGUUUCAUUCAAAGUGAUAAUUUAGUAAAACACAUGCGAAUCCAUUCAGGGGAAAGACCCCAUGCCUGUUUUGUGUGUGACAAGAGAUUUGCUCAGCGAAGUGUUUUAGUUACGCACAUGCAGACUCAUAUCAGAGAAACAAUAUCUUGUCAUUCGAAAACCAAGAGUUUCACAGGUAGUUAACUUGUAGUAGUUAUACACAUGGUGACUCCAAGGGGAAAAUCCCUGUCUGUCAGAGGAUGCAUUGUUGCACAUUCUGCCAGAGGCGUUCCCAUUUAGCAAAGCACAUUCAGAAAGACAUUCCCUUACAUCCACCUGUGAAUGCCUCACACCUUUAAAUAUGCAUUUUUAAGUUCUCUGGCAUUAAUACAUGGGGUUUAAUGAUCUUAUCAUUAACAGAUUCUUGGUAAUAUAUUUGCCUAAUAAUGGAUGAGCAUGCUAGAAAACUACCUCCUCUCAGUUGAAACUUCUCAAUGCAACAUAGUAUAAACAAAAAAUCAUAUCUCCUGGAAACUGGCACAUAUUUUGAACUAGAACCUACAGAAAAACUUGUACGUUUUUCAUGGGACUGAAAGGAAAAAAUGUAUAAAUGAGACAAACAUGCAAUUGAAAUUGAAUUAUGAGCAAAACCAGGGUGGUCAGUAUACUUGGAAUCUUAAAAAGCAGGAAAAACUGGAAAUUUGAUUUGAAAAGUGACAUUUUUGAGAUGUAUCACCAUAUUGAGUGAAGUGCAGCCAGUGAACGUUCGCAUUGAGAGGGAGCAUGAAGAGAAGGAGCACGUGGGAGGAACUAAAUCGCGUCCCCCUCCUCCCAAAUAUUUGACACUUUUGCAGUAGAAAUGGCACUUCAUCAGCUUCCACAAUUCAAGGCAAGUACGUUCAUUUAUGAUCCUCCUACAGAAGGUUGCUGCAAUGUCACAAUGCAAUUCCACUUGAGAUUCUAUAUUUCAAGUAGAUUGACAUUGUUUGCACAUUUGAGGAGAAAUAUAUUUUUUGGUUUCUGAAUCGUUCUCAUUUAUUCCUUACAGAGACAAUUAUAUUGCCACAUGUGUGCAGUCUCUCAUCUCUCUAACAGAAAAGUUCUCUGUUUUAAACUUGUGGUGCUACAAAACGGUACAGACUUUCUCUCACAAGUUAGUUUUCUAAUCAUUUUAUUUUAGGGUAACUUUCCAGUUUUGACCCACUCUUCCCAGCGACUAUCAGUGCCUAAACGAAAGUUUUUCAUUUUUUCUCAAUAUUUCAGUCCUCUAAGAGUAGAAUUGAAAUAUGUCUUUAAGAAUAUUACAGAAGAGUA